AUGCAAUUUUCCACCAAGUUAAUAAUUCAUGACCUUUUCCUUAGUUCAACUAGUUCAACAAUCAAUACAAUUAUACAGUCAAAUAAUAAUAAUCGUUCAAAUUAUACUAGCAAUAAUAUUUCAUCAAUAGAACAAUCUCAAAAAAAUACUCAAUUAACGAAUUUACCAUUGGGUAUUUUUUUAAGUUUAUUUUGUUUUAUUACCGUUUUUGGUAAUGGUCUUGUUAUAUAUGCUAUUGUUCAAGAACGUUAUCUAAAAUCAGCUACAUAUUAUUAUAUGGCAUCAUUAGCAUGUGCUGAUUUAAUUGUUGGCUUAAUUGUAAUGCCAUUUGCUAUUGUACAAGUUAUAUAUGGUGAUCAUUGGCCAUUUGGCGAUACAUGUUGUGAUCUUUGGCAUUCAAUAGAUGUAUGUGCUAGUACAGCUUCAAUACUUGAUUUAUGUGUUAUUGCAUUGGAUCGUUAUUCUGCAAUAACAAAUCCAAUGUCAUAUCAUCAAACAUUUUUUGUUAAACGAUGGCCUUAUUCACUUGUUGCUGUUUGGUUAUGUUCAGGUUUAAUCUCAUUUCCUGCUAUAGCUUAUUGGCAUCUUAAUCCACAGCAGUAUAAAGAAAAUCGUUGUCUUUUUUCCGAUGAUAUAAAAUAUGUUGUAUUUUCAUCGUUAAUUUCAUUUUAUAUUCCUUUAUUUGUCAUGAUUUUUGUUUAUAUAAGAAUCUAUCGUGCUGCUGUUAAACAAUUACAUGCAUUUAAAACCGGAGUUAAAGUUGCCUCACCAACAACAAAAAAGAAAAAAAAAGGUUUAAAAGAUGAUGAUACACCAUUAAGUGCUCCACCAGAUGUAUGUUUACGUAUACAUCGUGGUAAAUAUCAUGGUAUACCACCAUCAUCAACACGUGAAUCAUCAUCAACAAUGAAUCCUUCGGAACCAAUACGUUUAUCAAAUCCAGAGGAACGUUUAACAUUAUCAGCGAAUGAUAAAUCUACUAUUCAAAUGAAAAAAUCUAUAAGUGGAGUAUAUUUAACUGAUCAUCAAAAUUCUUCCUUAUCACGUUUUUCAAUGCCAACAUUAACAGCACCAUCAACAUCAACAACAUUAACAACGACAACAACACUCGAUACUCAUCAAUUAACAAUUACAAAUUCGAAAAAAAUUCCAUCACAAGAUACAUUAUCAACAUAUGAAGCAUCAUCAGCACGUACAUCUAAAGUAAAUCCACCAGUAGCAGCAACAGGCACAUCAAUUGGUAAACGUUUAACAAAAUUUUCUAAAGAACAAAAAGCAACAAUAACAUUAGCUUAUGUUAUGGGAAUAUUUGUUCUAUGUUGGUUACCAUUUUUUGUUUAUAAUCCAUUAACAGCAAUUGCGAAAAAAAUUAUUCCACCAGAUAAACAUUCAACGAAAACAUUUUUAACUGGAAGUGCUCUUGUUUUCGAAAUGUUCACUUGGUUUGGAUAUAUUAAUUCAAGCGUCAAUCCAAUUAUAUAUGCUUAUUCAUCACGUGAAUUUCGUCGAGCAUUUAUUAAAUAUUUAUGUCGAUGUUUUCCAAUGCGUAUACGUAAUUUAAUGAUGUCUUAUCAUAAUUUACAUUUAUUACGUUAUCGUCGUGCACCAGAAUCAAAUAUUUCAAAAGAAAAUCAUGAAUCUGGUUCAGAUAAUAAUAAUCAUAAUAAUAAUCAUUAUAAUUCAAAUAAACAACAUAUGGUAACAUCACCAUCAACAAUGGUAUUAACAAAUAUACAAAAUAAAAAUCAACAACGACCUUAUAAACAUGCAAAAGAUGUUCAUACUAAUGCUAAAACAAAACAUUCACGUAUCUGGUUUUUAACAAAUUGUUGUAAAAUAACUACUGUUCAACAACAAGAACGAAAUGAUAAACGUUCAUCAUCUACUACAUCCUCCAAAACUGCAGCAGCGAAUAAUACUACACUUGUUGAUUAUUGUACUUAUCACGAUGUUGCCAUUUCUCGGGUGACAUGUGUCUGA
Adineta steineri is the source of this 1980-nucleotide messenger RNA. The record is from the annotation of a GenBank genome assembly. NCBI's taxonomy places the organism in Eukaryota, Metazoa, Rotifera, Eurotatoria, Adinetida, Adinetidae.